UCAGAUUCGCUGGUUGUGCACGUAAAUUAUUAACGUAAGCAAGUCGUAGAUACAUAUACUAUUCGUCGUACGACCGACCGACCGGCCAUGAUGCAGCCGCAAUUGCUGCACGGAAAGCUGGUUGCGACGGUGUAUGGGCUUGAUAGGAAGAUUUCGAGUGAUUCCUGCGGUUGCACUGGCGGCGGCGGCGGCUCUGCCCAGAGUGCUUCUACUCAAUCGUGGAGCGCAUACGUUCUAAACAUAAUCAAGAGAUUCUUAUUAUGCCGCUCUGAGGUAAAUGGCAUCUAUGCGACCAUUGAUCUGGACACGGCGAGAGUAGGGCGAACCCAAGUCAUCAGUGCUACUAAUUCCGGUCCCAAAUGGAACCAAAAUUUUGACAUCUACUGUGCCCACAAAAUAUCCAACAUCAUUUUCACCGUCAAAUUCGACGACGCCGUCGAUGCAUCGCUCAUCGGCCGAGCCCGCCUCCCGGUGGAGGAACUUUUGUCCACAAAUAAGGCGGCGAAGGAGAUUGACAAAUCAAUUCCCAUACUCGAUAAAAACGGCCGUCGCAUUCCCGGCAAAGCUAUGAUCCACGUCAAAUUCCAGUUCUUCAGCGUGAAAAGGGACGAGCACUGGUCUAAAGGGAUCCAAAUCCGACCCGAUUAUGACUUCCGGGGCGUACCCAACACCUAUUUUGCCCAGAGAGAGAAUUGCAGAGUCACCCUUUACGCCGACGCCCAUGUCCCGCAUUACGAUGACGUCAAUUUCUCUGUUUUCACCCCUUUUCACCAUCGCCGGUAUCAAUGGCAGGAACCCGCCCGGCGGUGCUGGGAAGACAUUUCCCACGCCAUCGUUAACGCCCAACACUUUAUUUACAUAGCGGGUUGGUCCAUCUACGUCAAAAUCAGGCUGGUUAGACCCGACCCGGCCAGAUCUCAGGCUCUCCCCGGCCAGGACAUGAUUCUCGGCGAUCUGCUGAAGAAGAAAGCCGGCGAGGGCGUUAGGGUUCUUCUCCUGGUUUGGGACGACAGGACAUCUAGUGAGUAUAUCCACAGAGUUGGGGUGAUGGCAACUCAUGACGAAGAUACCCGCAAAUUCUUCGCUAAUACCGCUGUAGAAUGUGUUCUGUGCCCCCGGAAUGCCGACGCCGGCAGCGAGCUUCUCCAGGACAUUGAGGCUACGACGAGGACAACGCUCUUCACUCACCAUCAGAAGACGGUGAUUGCCGAUUGCGAGCUUCAGGGCGGGUCCGACGGGAAACGAUCGAUUGUGAGUUUCCUCGGCGGGAUCGAUCUCUGCGACGGCCGGUAUGACACCAGGGAGCAUUCUGUGUUUAGGAAGUUAGACAAGGAGGAUUUCCACCAGCCGAAUUUCCCUGGCGCGUCAUUCGUGAAAGGCGGGCCGAGGGAGCCAUGGCACGACAUCCAUUGCAGGCUGGAAGGGCAAGCUUCAUGGGACGUCCUCUUCAAUUUCGAACAGAGAUGGAUGACACUCAAAGGCCGGACCGCCAUUUUCUCCAAAAAGGAACUCGAGGAUCGGAACAUUAUUCAACCACAGCAUUUAACCGUGUCGGAUGAUACUGAGAGGUGGAAGGUUCAGAUCUUCCGUUCUAUUGACGGGAAUGACGCGGCGGGUUUUCCGAGGGACCCGAUCAAGGCAAAAGAAUUGGGGUUGGUAACGGGUAAAACCCAUGUUAUUGAUAGGAGCAUUCAGGAUGCAUACAUAAACGCCAUCCGCCGGGCCAAGAACUUCAUCUACAUUGAAAACCAGUACUUCCUGGGAAGCUCAUAUGGCUGGAAUGAUGGAUCAGGGAUCAAACUGGAGGACAUUGGCGCCAUACACUUGAUCCCCAAGGAGCUCUCUUUGAAGAUUGUCAGCAAGAUUGCGGCGGGGGAGAGGUUCACCGUGUACGUCGUGAUCCCGAUGUGGCCGGAGGGAGAGCCGGGGAGCGAAUCAGUGCAGGCGAUUCUUGAUUGGCAAAGGAGAACGAUGGAGAUGAUGUAUGUUGAUAUAGCUAAUGCUUUAAAGGCGGCCAACCUCUCUGCGGAUCCGAGAGAAUACUUGACGUUCUUUUGCCUGGGAAAUCGCGAAGUAAAAGGCUCCGAUGAGAUUACACCUCCGGAGAAGCCCAGCCCCGGCUCCGAUUACGCCAGAGCUCAAGAAUUCCGGCGCUUCAUGAUAUAUGUCCACUCCAAAAUGAUGAUUGUUGAUGAUGAGUACAUAAUAAUUGGAUCGGCUAACAUCAACCAGCGUUCAAUGGAUGGUGCACGGGACUCGGAAAUUGCGAUGGGAGGGUACCAACCAAUGCACCUAGCACACGACAACCAACGCGCCAUGGGGAAGAUAUUCGGUUUCAGAAUGACCUUAUGGGGUGAGCACAUGAACAAAAUGGAGAACUUGUUUUUUCACCCUGAAAGUGUAGAGUGUGUUAAGAGAGUAAAUGAAAUAGCCGAGGAGAAUUGGAGAUUGUAUAUAAGUGAAGAGCUUCAACAAGAUCUUCCAGGCCAUCUUCUUACCUACCCUAUACAAGUUUCAGAAAAUGGAAAUAUCCAGGCUCGUGUGGAAUAUUUCCCAGACACCAAAGCUCGAGUCCUUGGAACCAAAGCUCGGUUUCUGCAACCAAUCCUCACUACUUGAUAGUCUGAUUUUCAUGUUUGAUUUCAUAUAUUGCCAACUCAUGAUGAUGAUGAUGAUGAUGAUGAUGUACAUUUAUAUAAAUUGUUUUAUCAUUGCUAAUACUUUGAGAUGAUAUAUAAUUAUGAUCUACUAGUACAUUAGCUGUUAAUAAUAAGCAAUGUGUCGCGAGAGAAGUGUGUCAUAACUUCAAUUAGGGUUUACAUAGUAUGAUUCCUAAAAUGUAUUCAGUCUAAAUGAUAGUA
Molecule: messenger RNA, 2861 nt
Organism: Cuscuta epithymum
Lineage: Eukaryota; Viridiplantae; Streptophyta; Magnoliopsida; Solanales; Convolvulaceae
Source: the annotation of a GenBank genome assembly